CAUCUUUCCGCGCCCGCCUUGCGAAGAGGCAUGGGUGGGCGCUGUGGCAGGUGAUGCCGUGGCUUCUCCGGGCUGGGAUCGGUUGAUAUCCCGAGACGGAGGGGAAUCCCGGAUUCCAGCGCGGCCUCUUUUCCACGGUUGAUCUCGGCCAGCUCCUUCCCCCCCCGGUGGCCCCCAGUCAUAAGUUUCCCCCAGCUGUGGAGGUCGGAGGGCUUCUUCGCCCGGCUUAAUCGCAUCCCCGGAGACAGACCGUGUGAACUGCCGCCCUUUGGAGGACUGAAGCGGGGUUUCCAAGGGUUUGGGGGGAACAGCGCGAUGUGUGCCGCCUCCGCCCCUCCUAAACCCCCAGCUGGGGGGCCGGCUUUCUGCCAGCGAGGGUGGGCGCAGGUGUUGUCGAAGGUGAAGCGGGCGGUGGUGUUCAUGGACUCGGCUUGCGCGGAAAGCCUCCACUGGACCUGGGGCGGAAUGGGGCAGCUCUUGCAAGCCGGCGCCCUCAACGUCAAGGAGUUCUCCAGCUUCGAGUCCGGGGGCCCCAAGCAACCCAAGGCAGUCUUUGUGGUCAGCACCUUGCUGAAAGGCCGGACGGUGGACACCAUUCGCGACAUUGUGAGCCUCAGCGGCUUCCAGUACUGUGUGGUUUUCACUGGGGUCAGCCACACGGUCCACUUGCAGGCCUACAACACUCCCCCCACCGGGCCCGAGACCGAAAGCUCCAGCCUGGUCGUCUUCGAACAGUUUGAAGAGAAGCUUUGCCAGUGGAUGGGCAACAUGAACUACACGGCGGAGGUGCACCAUGCCGCUUUGUUUCUGGCCCCCGUGGUCGUGCCCCACCUCUUCGUGACGCCUGCCUUUUCCAGGCUUUUCCCUCUGAUGGAGGAGGACCUGGCCCAGAUCAAUCGUGCGCGGCCGGAGAAGAAAAAAAUUACUCACCUGAGCGAUGUGGACUUCUCCGCUCUGCCUUCCGAGUUGCAGCUUGCCAUCAGGUCGCUGGUGUCUGAUCUCAACGCCUUCUUCGAGUAUCUUGGUGUCCGGGAGGAAUGCUUUGCCCUCGGACCGCUGAGCAAGGUUAUUGCAGGGGAUCUGGCAAAUUUUUCCCAGGCCAAAGUCAGGAGAAAAAACGCACCCAAUAAAGCUUCUAUCGUUUUUGUGGAUCGGACAUUAGAUUUGACAGGAGCUGUUGGGCAUCAUGGUGACAACUUAGCAGAAAAGAUUCUCUCUAUACUUCCCAAGUUACCAGGUCAUACAAGUGAUGUGAUGGUCAACAUGGUGGAGCUCACAAGCCUGCACACUAAUGAGAAGAGUUGCAAUAUUAUAGCUCCUGGCUGCUUGGCACAACCAACAGAACCAGCUGCUAGAGCUCUGUGGGAGUCCUUAAUGAAUCUAAAACAGAAGGAAAGUUUGAUGGAAGUUAGAAGACACUUAGUAGAAGCUGCAAGCCGGGAAAAUUUGCCAAUCAAGAUGAGCAUGGGGAGAGUCACCCCUGAUCAGCUUCACACAUAUAUCCAGCUUUUCAAGAAGAAAAUUGACGCUCUUGAAAAUCAUUGUGGGCUUCUGCAGAUUGCGCUGGCUGUUGUACAGACUCUAAAAGACCCUCAGAACGCCAAAUGGGACAACUUUCUAGCCUUUGAACGGCUAUUUGUACAGAAUAUUGGUGAGUCAACAUUAUUUAACGCACUGGAGCAACUGCUACCUAUUAUCAAGUCUUAUAGUAACAGGACAGAGGAUGAUUACACUCCCCAAGAGCUACUUCUGUUAUUGGUAUAUAUUUACUCCAUAGUGGGAGAAGCCAAAACUGGGAAAGAAUUAAAUGAGGCUGAAAGUCAAGUGAAGGAAGCCUUUGUCCAAGCUAUUUGCGAUGAACCAGAGCUACAGCCUUUGCUGCAGAAAAUAAUAGGUUGUGAGUCUUCCACCAAGGUUACGUUUCCAAAAGCCACGGCUGCAGUGAAUGAGAUAUUCAAGAGCCUAAGGGACAUUACAAGAGUCCGGUCACAAAUGAAACAGUUUAAUUCUCUACAUAUCCCGGGGAGCCACAGCCAACAGGCAUCUUAUAAACCAUUGAUGAAGCAAGUGCUGGAAGAGAUUUACAAUCCUGAUCGACCGGACCCUGUUGAUAUUGAACACAUGUCUUCUGGGCUUACAGAUCUUCUAAAAACGGGGUUCAGCAUGUUUAUGAAGGUGAGCCGACCCCACCCAAGUGAUCAUCCUAUGCUGGUCCUCUUCAUGGUUGGUGGCGUAACAGUAUCUGAAGUCCGAAUGAUAAAGGAUCUUGUAGCAGUGCACAAGCCCAGAGUAGAGGUAAUUGUUCUCUCUACCACACUCCUGACACCACUUAACGUUCUGGAGCUGCUUUUUGCCACAGACCGUCUCAAGCCAGAUAUUGGUAUCUGAAGUUGCCAAAGCAGGCAUCUGGCCCAACGUGUGGAAAAUGCACCAAACUCUUGCCUUCUGUCUUUCAAGAACAUUCCUUUAAAACAGAGAUUCUGUGACAUUGCCUGUAAGGUGAGAAAUUUUCAAAUGGGGAAAAAGCGAUGAGCUCAACGUCUGUGAAGAAAAGUAUCUGCCUUAAGAGAUUGCUUCAAAGCCAUUUUCAGGGAAGUCAUGCUGACUUUCCUCUCUCUGCAGAAAUGUUGUGCUUAGCUGAAAAUCCUUUAUCUCCAGCUUAUUAGCGGCAAUGAUUAUUGCUGGCAUUAUUGUAUCAGAGCCUGUAAAGAUUGUAAAACCAUAGAAGAGAGCAACGCAGACCUUCCAUUUUUAGACAAAGCUUUUGCCACGUUCUUUUGAGCCCCGUUGUUCACAACUUCUCUUUAGCGAGGCGAAUAAAAGAUACCACUACAAAAAGACAACGGGAAAUUUGUGAGUGGCAAAUUUGAUCUGAAAUAUCGUAUUGUCUCUGAGACAAGGUACGCUUCUUGACAAAUAGUUGUGGUGGGGGGGGGGGAGGAAGCAAUGCCAAGAUUGGCCAAGAUCCAACAGUACCCAAGAAGGUGGGUCAAAAAUAAGCAAAAUGGUGGUUGUGAAAUUGCAAUCCAAGCAUUGCCCUUUUGUAAGCGCACACAUCUGAAAGGGUUGGCGUUUCAGUUGUGUUGUUGUUACUGCCAUCUUGCCUUUUUUUUUUUUAAUUCCCUUCACGUCACCAUUGUCUAGAUCAGUGGUUCUCAACCUUUUUAUACCGGCGACCCCGGUCAUAAGCACACGCCAGCGCCCCCAUGCGCGGCGCACAUGCGCGGUGCCACCCCCUGCGCCGGCUGAGGAGAAAAAAUGGCGGAUCACAUUGUUUGGCGACCCCCAUGAAAUGGGGUCGCGACCCACAGGUUGAGAACCGCUGAUCUAGAUUGCGUAUUAGUAGCCAAGUUACAAGGCAGUAGACACCUCUGUGGGAAGAGUUAAGAGGCCAGAAUUUGAAGCUAAUUGGUUUUCCUCAAGAGCUCCAGUUUCCAUUCUUCUGAGGUAAAAACUUUUCCCUCUUUAAACAGAAAGAUGUAGCUCGUGCUACUAUUGGAUUCCGGCUUCCAUCAGCCUCUGUCAUCAAAGACAACACUCCAAAUUUAUCUGAAGCACUACAGAUUCCCUUAUUUAGAACUCGGUACUCCAAAAAAAGCAAACCCAGACUCUACCAUGGGUAACUGAUGUGUUCAUGCAAUCCAAAAUUAUCCCUGGCCAGAACGUCAAAAAAGUGUGUGAAGUUCCUUCAGAAAUAAUCCAAAGAGAACAUCUCAUUGUCAUGUAAGCCCUUGAUGCUAACCUUCCAGGGGGCAGGAAUAUCCUUAUUCUUAGUAGUGCAUCUCCUAGCUCAGGGGUAGGCAACCUUGGCUCUUUUAUGACUCGUGGACUUCAACUCCCAGAAUUCCUGAGCCAGCAUGGCUCAGCUUGGAAACCUUUCCCUUUCCCCUCAGCAUGG
Crotalus tigris (Tiger rattlesnake) is the source of this 3898-nucleotide messenger RNA. It is a transcript of the gene SCFD2, whose product is annotated as sec1 family domain containing 2. The transcript has 9 exons. The record is from RefSeq and is a predicted model, not a curated record. NCBI's taxonomy places the organism in Eukaryota, Metazoa, Chordata, Lepidosauria, Squamata, Viperidae. Gene Ontology annotation, biological process: intracellular protein transport; vesicle-mediated transport. Bases 316 to 2388 code for a protein of 690 amino acids.